GAGCAAAAUCAAAUAAUUAAUAGAUUUCUCAUAAAAAUUUCAAAAUAAGCUAAUUUAAAACUCAUAAAAAACAAAAUGAGAUGGCUAAUAUACAAGCUAAUUAUAUCAGUAUCCCUCCCAAUCAUACUUGGAGUAGGAAUAGUAUUAGCAAUAUUUUAUAAAAGUCUGUUUAAUGCUCUCCAGCAGUGGGAAUAAGAUAGUAAUGUAUGGAUUCAUUCAACGCAAUAAUAGUUAUUACACAAUUCAGUUUUCUCUCAACAUUUAAUUGAAGAAUAUAGCUUCAACCAAAUGUAAUUACAUAUGGUGAUAAUGAAGAGCCUUUAUAAUUAGUAUUAAAACAAUAAAAUUACCAUUAAUUAAAAAACAACUUUUACAAUCUGCUCAUAUAGAGAACUAGCUUUUAACCAGUGUCCAGAAAAUGUUUAUAAUCAAUUGAAUUAAAACUAAUUUUAUGCUGACUUAUAUUUUGUUCGAUAAGUUUUUAAAUUUGAUCUACUUACUCCUCAGUAACAGUAUUUUAUCAUUAUGAAUGAUUUUUUGUCAUUUUAUGGAAGGGCUGCUUUCUAUUCAUCUCAAAUUAGUUAAACUCUCUUGCAAAUUAUAUUUAUAUAUAACGCAGAUACUACUUCACUUGAGUAUGGAAUUCCUUCUGGAUUCUAUAAUUACACACAAUCAGAUUUUGAAGAUUGCUUUGGUAAUAAUUUUAUUGAGCCUUUUGAUCCAAGAUGUAGGCCAUGGUAUAAAUAUGCAUAAAACCAUUAAGGAUAUUUUUUUUAUGAGCCAUAUAUUGAUGCUAUAAUGGGAAAUUUACUUAUGACCCUCUCAAGCUAAGUUAGAGAUAGUUAAUAAAAUUUUUAUUCUGUAGAUAGUAUAGAUUUUAGUAUGUAAAGCAUAGUAUAGUAAUUUAACUCAACUUUAAAUGACAAUGCAUAUUCGGUAUUGCUACAUGAAUUUAACAGUACAAUUUUUUAUCAUCCUUUAUUACAAAACUCAAGUCUAGAAUCUUGGGGAGAUUUAGAAUUUUAAAAUAUAACAACAAAUUGCUAAAGCUUAAGUGAACUUUAAGAUUGCUUAACUGAAAAAUAAUAAUUUGAGUAAUAAGUAAAUUAAAGCAUAUUAUUUAUAUAAAAUGGGGAAUAUGAUAUUGAUAAUCAGAUCAAUACAACAUAAAUGUAUCAGUAUUGGUCUCGAUAUGGUGUAAAAUUAAUAAGUUUAGUUUACCCAGUUAAAAGUACUAUUAAUGGCAUAAAUACUUAACUCCCUUAUUCAUUUGCUACUAUACUUACUGCUAGAGUUAUUAAAGAUAAUAGUGAUAAACUGAAACUGUUCAAUCUUUUUAAUGAAAACAUAAUUGAAAUACCUUUAAUUAUAGAAUUUAUUAUAAUUAGUAUUUCAGUCUUCUUAUUUAUUUUUCAUUAUGGAUAUUUUUUAAAGCAUCAGAUAUAACAUCCUAUAGAGUUACUUAUAAUUUUUUUAGAAAGAAGUCUGAUGCAGUAACAAUCUUGUAACUAAUUUCUUUUAAAAAAAGAAAAGUGCAAUAUAAUUCGUAAAAGUUAGCUGUAUUCAAAUAAAAAUGCAAAUUAGAAAGUAAAUAAUAGAAAAAAAGGCAAUACAGAUUAGGAUUUUUAAAAUUAAAACUAAAUUAUUGAUACUCCUUUACUAACAUCUGGGAAUAAUGGAUAAAUAUUUAAUUUUCUAAGUCUAGAAGAGAAAAAAAAUGAUGAAUAAAGAAUGUUUACACUAUUAUCAAAAAAUAACUUAUUGUACCCUUAAAACCCUGAAGAAGAGGUAUUAAUAGAAGAAGGUGAAAGAAUAGCUUAAAAAAAUAAUAAACCUUCAAAUCUAAUUAAUAAUUCGAAAACAUUAAUGAACACAUCUCAUAGGAAGUUAAAUUAAUAAGAAUAAAAUAUUCAGAAUAGCCCAGGAUAGCAUUUAUUUUCCAAUUAAUAUGAAUCUCCUUAUUAAAUAACUCAAUCUUAAAGAGGAAAUUCCCCUCAUUAAAUAAAAACUUUAGAUGAAUCUGUAUAUAGUUUAGGAUAAAAUUCGAAAAGUAGUGGCGGUUAUGAUUACAUCAACAAGCUAGAACGAGAAUAAAUUAAUGACAAAGAAAAUAAAAACAAAAUCUUAAAUGGCUUGUAACCCAUGUUUAAGGAAAUGGAAAUUAUCAAAGAAACAUUUUAAAAUCUUGAAAAUUUAAUUAAUUAUCAAAUUGAUGCCUAUACUCAAAACUCUUAAGAUACUAUGAAUACUUUAUUUCACUUUAGCAAAGCCAAAUCAACAUUUUAAAAGUUGUAAAAUGAAUUAGGUUUAGGUCGUUGUUACUUUAAUUUAGGAGUAAUAUACUUGUUAAAAUCGGAAUAUGAUUUAGCUUCUGAAUAAUUUGAAUCAGCCUUAAUGAUAAAUUUACGAUAAAUCGGAGUAGACACAGUGGAAGAGAUUAAUGACAAAAUAUUCUUAACCUUUGAUAGCUAAGAGGACGAAUUAACUCUUUUUUGCAAGAGAAUAUUUUCGCUGGCUUAUUGCUUAAAAUCUUAAGCCUUUUAGUCAAUUUAUAAAUAAAAAGAAGAUAUUAACUCAAAUUACGCUUAUGACUUUUCUCAAUACUAGGAAGUAUUUUAGGUAUAUAAUCAAUAGAAUAAAUCUUUGCUUAAAAAAUCUUUUGAUCUUUAUGAAAUCAUUUAAUAGAUCAUUUUUAACUAAGGUGAACAAUUUUCAGAUUUAUUUAAGCUUUAUUUGUAUUAAGAAUAAAUAGAAAUUGUUGAAUACUUAAACAUUUUUGUUAAACUGCCUUAAUAUUUGGAAAAGUCUAACUUUUUGCUAAAAAAAAUAAGUAAACAUAAUUUAAGUACACCUAUGCUUUAAUCUCAAAAUAGAUAGCACAACUAGACAACCAACAGAACUAGAUUUUCUAUUGAUGAAAGUCAACAUAAUAAGUUGAAUAGUUUUAAUAAGCUAAAUAAUAACCUAAUAAAUAUAAUUAUUGAAAUUCUUAAAAGUAGGUAGAAAUUCUUGCUUGGAAAAAUUGAAAGAAAGAAAAAAAACUAUGUCAAAGCAAUAGAGUAUUUAACUUAAAGCCUAGAAGAAGGGACACACUACAAUCCUUUCUAAAGAAAAAUAACUCUCUAAAAUCUUAAUGAAUUGUUUAAGUUAACUUCCCUAAAAUAAUAAAAUAUAACUAUUGAAAUAGAAAGCGAAGAAUAAAGUAAUCCAAUCGAUAUAUUAAUAUUGCUUUAAUUAGAUUCAAUUUUACAGUUGUACACAUUUGAAACUUGUAUUGAAUAUAUUAAAUAAUCAGAUUUCUUUAAAUAAGGCGAUAGGGUAAUGAUUAUAGUCUUUAAUACUGAUUUAGAAAUAUUUAUGCCAUUUACUGAAAUAAAAAACGAAAAUCAUUGGAAAUUGGUUAUAAAGUCUCUAUAAAAUUUAUUCAUAUAAUUAAUCUAAAAUCCUAAUCAAGAUCAAAUUUAGUUGAGCUGGUAAGAUGCUCUAUACUAGUCUUUAAAUUACAUAUAUGAUUUUAAAAUAUGGGAUUAAUACCUAGCAAAUGAGUUUUAAAAAUAUAUUAACAAUUAAAGCAUUUUUAAUUAUACUUAAAAAGAUAUAAUAGAUCUCAUUAAAAAACAAAAAGGCUAAUUGCAAAGAAAAAAAAUUGUCCUUCUUUUUUCAAGAGAAUAAGAUAAUUGGUAAUAAAAUAGAGAUUAAGAAAUUUUAAUUAAAUAAAAAAUACUCAACUUACCAAAGCCAAUUGUCUAUCACAUGAAAGAUUAUUAACUUAUUGAUAAUGAUUAAAAUCAAUUCAAAUCUGAGUGCUAUGUUUAUGAAUCAUUUUAAGAAGAAAUUUAAUUCGUUAAAAAAGUAAGUCGAUUAAGAAAUAUUGAAAAAUUUAAUCAAUAAUAUGAAUUUUUGUCGAUUCUUAAUCACUCUUGA
This is a messenger RNA of Tetrahymena thermophila SB210, 3924 nucleotides long. RefSeq names its product tetratricopeptide repeat protein. The transcript has 9 exons. The record is from RefSeq and is a predicted model, not a curated record. Gene Ontology annotation, molecular function: protein binding. NCBI's taxonomy places the organism in Eukaryota, Ciliophora, Oligohymenophorea, Hymenostomatida, Tetrahymenidae.